Molecule: messenger RNA, 2727 nt
Organism: Thermochaetoides thermophila DSM 1495
Lineage: Eukaryota; Fungi; Ascomycota; Sordariomycetes; Sordariales; Chaetomiaceae
Exons: 3
Coding region: 1-2727 (908 amino acids)
Biological process (GO): mRNA processing; primary miRNA processing
Cellular component (GO): nuclear body
Source: RefSeq, a predicted model, not a curated record
AUGGACCCGCAUCACUACCGCGAUUCGGUUCGCUCUCCUGGCGACCGCGACCGAGGCUGGAGCAGCCGAGAUGAUAGACUCAAGGAUGAGAGAGGUGAUAGGGACCGAGACUACUAUCGCAGUCGCUCUCCCGGUACAGAGCGUAGCCGGCGCCGUUCGCGAUCUCCAGUUGCUGUUGAUCGCUACGAACCGAGAGGACGUGGUCGCGACGACUACGCUGCCCCCCGCGAUCGCGACGAUCGGCGCAGAAUUGGCUCUCCUCCGGCCAACAUCGAUCGCUAUGUCCCUGGCCAGGAUCCUCUGCCGCCCCCUCCGCUAACCAAUCCGAUCCCCGAUCCUUUGAAGCUGCCGUAUCAAGUCGGCUUUUCAUACUUUGGUGAGUGGUGGCGGGCAAAUGAGAGAAUUAAGGAGGAGAAAGAGCGACUCAGGACUGGCCGCCGUCGCGAGCCCGAGCGCGUCCGCACGCAAGAGGACCGUGAAAAGGAGAAGGCCAAGAUCCAGGCUGCUUACGACGCCUACAAAGAGGAGCUUCAAGCCAAGAUGGCCCAAAGCUUCGUCAAGCAGCAUAAAGAGGAUCAGUGGUUUCGGGAGCGUUAUGUCCCCGAGGUCAGGGAUGCUCUUCGACAGAAGCUCAAUGAGAUGCGCCGCGAGGCUUACGCCCGCUGGGAGCAGGAUCUUGCCAGCGGUGUCUUUGAUGACUUUACUUUGGAAGGUAUUCCAAAGAAUGAGAGCAACGGCGCCGGUGGUGUGGUGGAGAAAGAAGAGGGCGAAACUACCGCCGCAAAUGAAGUGCUCGGUGUUGGCGAUCUGGUUCCUGCCAAUCCGAACGAGAUUAGAGACGAGAGCCUGUAUCAGCCUACUCUGCUGAUCAAGACGAUCGCCCCGUCUGUCAGCCGCCAGAAUCUGGAAAACUUCUGCAAGGAACACCUUGGUGAGGGUGAGGGUGGCUUCAAAUGGCUAUCUCUCAGCGAUCCCAACCCCAGUAAGAGGUUUCACCGUAUUGGGUGGAUCAUCUUGAACCCAGCUUCUGAGCCGCCCGCCGAGGCCGACCCGGAAGAGGCCGGCAAAGACGAGCAAGAGGAUGGAGAGUCUAAGCCUAAGCCCCGGACCAUCGCCGAGAAGGCCCUGGAAGCCAUCAAUGGCAAAACUGUCAAAGAUGAGCAGCGCGGUGACUUUACUUGUCAUGUCGGUGUCCACAAUCCUCCUGCCAACCCCAGGAAAAAGGCCCUGUGGGAUCUGUUUUCUCAUCCGGAUCGCAUCCGCAAGGAUCUCCAGCUCGCUACUGAACUAGUCAACAAGUAUGAGAGCGACUUUGGCUCCGACUUCAAUGCCGUUCUGCAAAUUGAGGAGUAUGUCGAGAAGCUGCGGUCGGAAGGGAAGCUUGAACCUGCGGUGCCUACAUCCCCCGUUAAAAAGACCAAGAAGGAGCGCAUCGUCGAUAGCACUGACGAUGCUUUGGACAAAGAGGUCGAGGAAGGGGACGCUUCUAUUGUAGGGGGCGAGGAUGAGGAUGAAGAUGAGGGGGUUGUCGACGACGAGGUUGACGAUAUAGACCUGCUGGUUACCAAGAAGAAGUUGGAUCUCACCAUCGAGUAUCUCCGCCGUGUCUUCAACUUUUGCUUCUUCUGCGUCUUUGAGAGCGACUCUGUUCAUGAGUUGACGCGCAAAUGCCCCGGCGGCCAUCUUCGGAGACCUCGCAGCACACUAUCUUCUGCCGCAAAAAUUGUUGCUCAAGCGAGCGCUGCCGGCGAGCCCUUCCCAUCAAGGAAGCGCAAGGAGAGCGAGGAGGUGGAGGAAGGCGAAGCGACCGAGCCGGAGCAGCGCAAGUUUCGUGCCUCGUCCAAGACUGAGCAGCAGCUCCAGCGGGCGUACAACUGGGUCAAGACAUUCGAGGACAAGAUCAACCAGAUUCUCCAUCCCGAAUCGGUCGACAUCCGCAAGCUUGGUGGCAAACCUGUCGAGGAUGCUGUUCACGAUGAGCUGAGCAAGUAUGUCAAGCAGGAGGACGAGCACAAGUGGCGCUGCAAGAUCCCCGAGUGUACCAAGCUAUUCAAGGAGGAGCAUUUCUGGCGCAAGCAUGUCGAAAAGCGCCACACUGAGUGGCUCGACAAGCUCAAGGAAGAGUUCGAGCUUAUCAACGCCUAUGUUCUCGACCCUGCCCAUAUUGCUCCUUCUCGCACGGAUGCAAACUCCAACGGGCAUUUCCCCCAGCCUAACGGUCAGCAGCCGACGGGCACCCCGCGGGGCUUCAACCUCCAGAAUUAUGCCAUGAACAACAUGAUCAACUUCGCGGGCUUCCCCAUGUCCAUGUUCCAGCAGAAUAUGCUUGGCGGCGCGAAUCCCUUGGGUAGUCAGGCAUGGCAUCAUGCCGGAGCGGCUAGUGCAGGCGGUUCCGGUGGCCAUGACGACCGCGGUGGUGGCGGCCCGGCUGGUCCAAUCCGUCGUGGCGGUCCUGCGGGCGGGGCUGGCAGUAGCGGCCGGUACAACAGCCGUGUUGGACCGUACGAUCGCCGUGGUGGUCGCUGGGGCGGCGGUGAGGCAGGUGGUAUGAACGGCGGGGGUGGCCGUGGCGGUCGCGGCGGCGGAGGCUUCUCGAACAGAUGGGGCGACGGUGUUGCUGGAGGCGGGGCUAUGGCGCCACGCGAGGCUGUCCAGGGCCGCACGAUCAAGAGCUACGAGGAUCUGGAUCAGGUAUCGGGAGGUGGUGGGGGAGAGUUGAACUAUUGA